This is a messenger RNA of Danaus chrysippus (African queen), 294 nucleotides long. The record is from the annotation of a GenBank genome assembly. NCBI's taxonomy places the organism in Eukaryota, Metazoa, Arthropoda, Insecta, Lepidoptera, Nymphalidae.
AUGGCUACCGAAGUUGAAGAAACUAUCAAAAGGAUCCAAGCUCAUAAAGGUGUUAUGGGUGUCGUCAUCGUAAACCACGAAGGCAUACCAAUCAAGAGUUCUUUAGAUAAUGCAACUUCAGUGCUGUAUUCUGGUCUGAUAGGACAACUCACUGAGAAAGCAAGGAAUGUUGUACGUGAAAUGGAUUCCACAAAUGAGUUGACUUUCCUCAGAGUAAGAAGUAGAAGACAUGAGAUCCUGAUAGCACCGGACAGAGAAUUUAUUCUCAUUGUGAUUCAGAAUACUACCGACUAG